Messenger RNA from Poecilia reticulata (guppy), 4971 nucleotides. It is a transcript of the gene polr3a, whose product is annotated as polymerase (RNA) III (DNA directed) polypeptide A. Gene Ontology annotation, molecular function: DNA-directed RNA polymerase activity; DNA binding. NCBI's taxonomy places the organism in Eukaryota, Metazoa, Chordata, Actinopteri, Cyprinodontiformes, Poeciliidae. Gene Ontology annotation, biological process: DNA-templated transcription. The record is from RefSeq and is a predicted model, not a curated record.
CAGACAUUGAACGUAGCACCUAUGUGCCUCACAUGCUACCAAUACAUUGCUCGGCUUUUGGCUAGUUUGUUCACAGCAUGUGAAGACAGCGUGGCAGCAUGUCGGAAUAAGGAUAGAUUAACAAUUUAAUUAAUUGUGCGAAAGGUUGUGUAACAAUAGCUAUCAAAAUGGUGAAGGAACAAUUCAGAGAGACAGAUGUGGCGAAGAAAAUAAGCCACAUCUGCUUUGGGAUGAAAUCUGCAGAACAGAUGCGAAAGCAGGCCCACAUCCAGGUGGUCAGUAAAAAUCUGUACAGCCAAGAUAACAAACGCACUCCUUUGCCUUAUGGAGUGUUGGAUCACCGAAUGGGAACCAGUGAGAAAGACAGACCAUGUCUGACAUGUGGGAAAAAUCUGGCCGAUUGUUUAGGACAUUACGGCUACCUGGAUUUGGAGCUGCCCUGCUUUCAUGUCGGCUACUUCAAAGCAAUUAUUGGGAUUUUGCAGAUGAUCUGCAAGACAUGUUCGAGUAUAAUCCUGACCAAAGAGGACAAACAGCAGUUCAUGGAUUACUUGAAACGGCCAAACUUGGCCUACCUGCAGAAACGAGGGCUGAAGAAGAAGAUCUCUGACAAAUGCCGCAAAAGGACAAUUUGCUUGAACUGCGGCGCUUUCAAUGGAUCUGUGAAAAAGUGUGGCUUGCUUAAGAUCAUCCACGAGAAGUAUAAAACAACCAAAAAGGUGGUGGAGCCCUUCGUGUCUGAUUUUCUGCAGUCCUUUGAUAUUGCCAUUGAGCACAACAAACUAAUGGAGCCUUUAUUGCCCAGAGCACAGGAAAAUUUGAACCCUCUGGUGGUUCUCAAUCUGUUUCGGAGAAUUCCUGCAGAAGACAUCCCUCUGCUGUUGAUGAACCCAGAGGCGGGGAAACCCGCAGAUCUCAUUAUCACACGUCUGCUUGUGCCGCCUCUCUGCAUCCGACCGUCAGUGGUCAGCGAUCUGAAGUCGGGCACCAAUGAGGACGAUCUCACCAUGAAGCUGACGGAGAUAAUCUUCCUAAAUGAUGUCAUCAAAAAGCAUCGAAUGACUGGAGCAAAAACCCAGAUGAUAAUGGAGGACUGGGACUUCCUGCAGCUGCAGUGUGCCCUUUACAUCAACAGUGAACUUUCUGGCAUUCCCCUCAACAUGGCACCUAAAAAGUGGACCAGAGGCUUUGUGCAAAGACUAAAGGGAAAACAAGGUCGAUUCAGAGGAAACCUCUCAGGAAAAAGAGUGGACUUCUCUGGAAGAACUGUCAUUUCCCCUGACCCAAACCUAAGGAUUGAUGAGGUUGCUGUCCCUGUUCACGUGGCUAAAAUCCUGACAUAUCCAGAGAAGGUAAACAAAGCCAAUCUGGAACUAAUGAGGAAACUCGUUCGUAACGGCCCAGACGUUCACCCCGGAGCCAACUUUAUCCAGACUCGUCACACACAGAUAAAAAGAUUUUUGAAAUACGGGAACCGUGAAAAGAUAGCUCAGGAGCUGAGGUUUGGUGACGUGGUGGAAAGACAUCUGAUUGAUGGAGACAUCGUCCUCUUCAAUCGACAGCCUUCUCUGCACAAACUCAGUAUCAUGGCUCACAUAGCUAAAGUCAAACCCCACAGGACGUUUCGGUUUAACGAGUGCGUGUGCACGCCGUACAAUGCCGACUUUGACGGCGAUGAAAUGAAUCUCCACCUGCCUCAGACUGAAGAAGCCAAAGCCGAAGCCCUGGUCCUGAUGGGGACUAAAGCUAACCUUGUUACUCCAAGAAAUGGCGAGCCUCUGAUUGCUGCUAUUCAGGACUUCCUGACAGGUGCGUACCUGUUGACGCUGAAGGACACCUUUUUCGAUAGGUCGAAAGCCUGCCAGAUCGUUGCGUCAAUACUUGUGGGGAAGGAUGAAAAAAUCAGGAUCUCCCUCCCUCGCCCUGCUAUAAUAAAGCCAAUUGCUUUGUGGACAGGUAAACAGAUCUUCAGUGUCAUUUUGAAGCCAAGUAAAGAUUGCCUUGUCAAUGCAAACUUGCGGACCAAAGGCAAACAGUACUGCGGCAAAGGAGAGGAUCUCUGCCACAACGACUCGUUUGUGGUGAUUCACAACAGUGAGCUGAUGUGUGGAAGCAUGGAUAAGGGCACCCUGGGGUCCGGCUCAAAGAACAACAUUUUCUACAUCUUGCUAAGAGACUGGGGACAGCUGGAGGCUGCCAACGCCAUGUCCCGCCUGGCACGACUCGCUCCGGUCUAUCUCUCCAACAGAGGCUUCUCUAUAGGAAUCGGUGACGUGACUCCCGGGACGGGUUUGUUGAAGGCCAAACAGGACCUGCUGGACGACGGCUACAAGAAGUGUGAUGAAUACAUCGAAGCUCUGCAGACGGGCAAGCUGCAGCAGCAGCCCGGGUGCUCGGCAGAGGAGACCCUGGAGGCUCUCAUCUUGAGAGAGCUUUCUGUGAUCAGAGAUCGAGCUGGCAGUGCUUGUCUGAGGGAGCUUGAUAAGAGUAACAGCCCCCUCAUUAUGGCUCUCUGUGGCUCCAAAGGGUCCUUCAUUAACAUCUCCCAGAUGAUCGCCUGUGUGGGUCAGCAGGCUAUAAGUGGCUCUCGAGUCCCGGAUGGUUUUGAAAACCGCUCCUUGCCUCACUUUGAAAAACACUCAAAACUGCCUGCUGCCAAGGGUUUUGUGGCCGACAGCUUCUAUUCUGGUCUGACGCCCACCGAGUUCUUCUUUCACACCAUGGCCGGUCGAGAGGGUCUGGUGGAUACUGCUGUCAAAACGGCAGAGACUGGAUACAUGCAGAGGCGUCUGGUGAAGUCUCUCGAGGAUCUGUGCUCUCAGUAUGACCUGACGGUGCGCAGCUCCACGGGUGACAUCAUCCAAUUUAUUUAUGGGGGCGAUGGCCUGGAUCCGGCUGCCAUGGAAGGAAAGGAUGAGCCGCUGGAGUUCAAGAGAGUUCUGGACAAUAUUAGGGCGGUCUACACUUGCCCAAAUGAGCCGGCCCUCAGUCAGAACGAGCUCGUCCUCACUGCUGAUGGCAUCAUGAAAAAGGCGGACUUUUUGUGCUGCAGAGACAGCUUCUUGGAGGAAUUAACAGAGACUGGUGCAGAGAAGUACCUGGAGGAGAUAAAGAAAUUUAUAAAGACCAUGUCAGAGAGGAUCAAGAAGACCAGAGACAAGUACGGCAUCAAUGAUAACGGGACUACUGAGCCAAAGGUUCUUUAUCAGUUGGACCGUAUUACCCCAACCCAACUAGAGAAGUUCUUAGGAAUCUGCAGAGACAAGUAUAUGAGAGCUCAGAUGGAACCAGGUUCAGCGGUUGGAGCUCUCUGCGCCCAGAGCAUCGGAGAGCCAGGCACUCAAAUGACACUGAAAACCUUUCACUUCGCUGGCGUGGCGUCGAUGAAUAUCACUCUGGGGGUGCCUCGCAUCAAAGAAAUUAUUAACGCUUCCAAGAAUAUAAGCACCCCUAUAAUCACGGCUCACUUGGACGUGGAAGACGACGCAGACUUUGCCCGGCUGGUGAAGGGGAGAAUUGAGAAAACGCUUCUGGGAGAGAUUUCAGAGUACAUUGAAGAGGUUUUCCUCCCGGAUGACUGCUUCAUCCUGGUGAAGCUGUCUCUGGAGAGAAUAAGGCUGCUCCGGUUGGAGGUGAAUGCGGAAACGGUGCGGUACUCGAUAUGCAUGUCGAAGCUGCGAGUGAAGCCCAGCGACAUCGUCGUGCACGGUGAGGCGGUGGUCUGCGUGUCGCCACGGGAGAACAACAAAAGCUCCAUGUAUUACGUUCUGCAGUCAUUAAAAGAAGAACUUCCAAAGGUGGUGGUUCAGGGGAUACCUGAAGUUUCCCGAGCCGUCAUUCACAUCGACGAACAAAGCGGAAAGAACAAAUACAAACUCCUGGUUGAAGGCGACAACAUGAGAGCUGUCAUGGCAACGCAUGGUGUCAACGGGAGCCGGACCACCUCGAACAACACAUAUGAGGUUGAAAGGACUUUGGGUAUUGAGGCUGCAAGAUCCACCAUCAUUAAUGAGAUUCAGUACACCAUGGUGAACCACGGCAUGAGCAUCGAUCGCCGUCACGUCAUGCUUCUGGCAGAUCUCAUGUCCUACAAGGGGGAGAUCCUGGGAAUCACCAGGUUUGGACUAGCCAAAAUGAAGGAGAGUGUCCUCAUGCUGGCCUCGUUUGAGAAAACGGCCGACCACCUCUUUGACGCCGCCUACUUCGGACAAAAAGACUCUGUUUGUGGCGUGUCGGAGUGCAUCAUUAUGGGAAUUCCAAUGAAUAUCGGAACGGGACUGUUUAAACUCCUACACAAGGCUGACAAGGAUCCCACUCCCGUCACCAGGCCGCUCCUCUUUGACAACGCAGACUUUCAUAUACCUCUGUUCACGUAGCAACAACAAAAGAAACAGCACGAAAGUUUGAAGCUUAGGUAUUCAUACCGUCUCCAGAGAGACCGUAUGAAUACCUUACUAAGUGCCUGCUGAGUUCAAUUUCUUUUUUUUUUUUUUAAGGUUCUGACAAAUAAUAUUCUUUUUUAGGCAUCAGGUUGCUGCCUGGUGUCACCACUGUAAAACAGCUGCUUUUCAAACUUGUCAGCAAGUGAUAAAUGGUAAUAUUUUCUAUUUUUAUUUUUGAUCUACGAAACAAAUAGAAAAGCAGUUUUUCCCCUUUUUUCUGCUAAAUAAUGUUUCUUUUAUUACAUAACUAUGUUCUCAGAGUGUGGAGACAAACCUCUGAAUUAUUUAUGACAGAAUUGCAUUGGAAAGACGGUGUAGCAGUUUGAGUUGUUACCUCUCUAAUUAUGAAGAAACAAAAUGUCGCAUUUGAGUUCAGUUUUCUCCGUUUAAAUUCUCAAAUCUCACUGCAGCUUUUAUUUGACUGUUUAUUUUGUCUCAAGCUACUGAAAAGUAUGUACAUGUAUGGAGAAAAGGCCAACAAUAAUCAUAAUAAAUACAAGAUUCUAAAAUUAAAGAGGAAAAAAUUGUU